Messenger RNA from Biomphalaria glabrata, 4087 nucleotides. RefSeq names its product receptor-type tyrosine-protein phosphatase epsilon-like. Lineage: Eukaryota; Metazoa; Mollusca; Gastropoda; Planorbidae. Bases 212 to 3928 code for a protein of 1238 amino acids. Gene Ontology annotation, biological process: protein dephosphorylation. Gene Ontology annotation, molecular function: protein tyrosine phosphatase activity. The record is from RefSeq and is a predicted model, not a curated record. The transcript is spliced from 31 exons.
GAUAUUCUGAAGAAAAGUCACAUUUAAAUAUAAGCAAAUGUUAAAUAGUCUAAAGAAUCUUUACCAAAUGUUGGAGAUAACACGUCUUCGUAACUUCACUGAGAAGUUAAAAAUGUAUUGAGUUUGUUCUCUACUAGAAACAUCAAACUUAAUAUCCAUGCUGUAGUUACUUCAUAGUGCAUUACAUUGUUAAGUGUUUUGUUUUUCAGAAAUGAUCAGAUCUACCUUGAACUUUACAUUUUUUCUCAUUGUCUUUUGGUAUAAAUUUCAACCAGCAAAUGGUGUUUGUGAUAAAAAAUGGUUCGGUAACAAUUGUCAGUACAAAUGUCAUUGCCAGAACACUGACUGUGACACCAAUGGAGACUGUGUCGCUCCUUCAACUUGUGAGAGAGGAUGGUUUGGUUAUAAAUGUCAAUACAGAGAUUUGACUAGUUAUAUCAAUACUACAGAAAAUAGAUGGCUAAUAGAUGGAAAUGACUCAACAUGUAGUGUGGAUACAAAUUUGACGAGUAUAUCUGUAACCUUUAAUUCAUCAAUUCCAUACACGUGGAUGAGACUUGUUUUUAAUAUAACAGAACCCAUUCUGAAAAUUAAAGUAUUUUUUAAGACAUUUGGUGUAAUAUUUGAGUGUCAAGACUUAAUACUUGAACAAAUCAACAAAGAAACUACUGAUGUGUUUUGUACAUUAAAUGUUACUAUACAAGAGAUGACAAUCACAGGAGACAGUGUCAAAUCUUUGUGUUCACUUUAUGUCAGUGGGGGAAGAAAUGUUGCGCUGAAGCAGCCUACACGUCAGACUUCCACUUAUAAACCAAAUGACAAACUUUCAGAUUCGGAACAUGCUGUGGAUGGUGAUACAGACAACCGUUUCGAAGACGGAAAAAGUUGUACACACACUGAUACAGAUGAUCUCUCUCCAUCAUGGGCUGUAACAUUCAAUACAUUAUUUGUUGUCAAUCAGUUCAUUUUGUAUAAUAGAGGAGUUUCAAAAACAAGACUUCAGAAUUUUACACUCGUUGCAAUUGAUGAUCAUCAUGAAAUUUUACAUUAUCAAGAAAAAGACCUCAACGAAUUGUUACGUUAUACUGUUACUGAACAAAUAUCUCUGCCAAUAAAUGAAGUGAAUAUAUCUGUAGCAAAUAAACAAGAUAAUUAUUUAACAUUAUGUGAGGUUCAGAUUUAUGGAGAUUGUCCAGAAGGAAAAAAAGGUUUAGACUGUAAUGAGACAUGUGACGUUGGAUGUAAGCGCAGCUGUAAUAUUAAAGGUUCAUGUGAUUAUAUAUGUUUUGGUUUUAGUGAUCCACCUGAAUGUAAAACUGCUUGUGAUCCACACAAAUGGGGUAUAAACUGUAACAACAAGUGCUCAACAAACUGUUGGAAUACAACGUGUAAUGGACAGACUGGACUUUGUAAAGCUGGUUGUUACGGUUUUAAUGACCCUCCUGUUUGUAAAACCGGUUGUCCAACUGAUACUUGGGGAUUCAAUUGCUCAAACAAAUGUAGUCUACGAUGUAGGAAUUCAACAUGUAACAGUCUCACUGGAUAUUGUUUGCUUGGCUGUCAGGAUGGAUACAAAGGUCUUUAUUGCGAUGAAGAGUGUGACUCAGGACGUUGGGGUGUGAACUGUUCCAAUCAAUGCACGACUGGAUGCUCACAACACAAAUGCAAUAUAACAAGUGGCCUUUGUACCGAAAACUGUCUGGGAUAUAAAGAUUUUCCAAAGUGUUCUGUUGAUUGUUCAAAUGAAACCUGGGGUAUAAACUGCAAUGAAACUUGUAACUCCAAAUGUAUCAACGCAAGUUGUAAUAGCUUAAAUGGAGAUUGCCUUUUAGGAUGUCUACCUGGUUUUAAAGGACCAAAGUGCUCUGAAGAAUUGAAAAGUACAUCUAGUGAUAGCAAUGAUGGUGAUUCAAAUAUUGCUGUUAUUGUUGGGCCAAUUAUUGCUGCUUUAAUUCUAUUGGUAUUGAUUAUUGUAGCAGUCCUGCUAUGGAGAAGACGAACACAUUCUACAAAGUCUAAGGAACCAACAGAGCGUCAGAAAUCAUUGUCAAAGAGAGAAACAUCUGGUGUUGUUUCUUUGUAUACCCAAAUCGAAGAGUCUCCAAUGAAAGAGACGGAGACAAGUACAGACGGAGGCUACAUGAAUGCAGUUCACACUGAGGAUGGCACGUCCAUUGCCCUGAAAGAUUUCAACAUGUUUAUGACCACACACAAUGAAACAUUUUUCAAACAACAGUUUCAGUCAAUUCCAUCCCCUGGCAACGUAUCAACAGAUUACGCUAACAAUAUUAGUAACAAACUCAAAAAUAGGUACAAAAAUAUCUGCACAUAUGAUCACUCUAGAGUUAAUCUAAAAAUAGAUACUGAUAAAGGUGAAGGAGAUUACAUCAAUGCUUCAUAUAUCAGGGGAUAUAAAGAUCAAGUGGAGUUCAUUGCCUCACAAGGUCCCAACAAAACAAUUCUGAAUGACUUUGUCAGAAUGUUGUGGGAACAGAAUGUUGAGAAAGUUGUUAUGUUAACUAAUUUAACAGAAGAGGGAAAAAUGAAAUGUGAGCAGUACUGGCCCAAUGAAGGGAAACUACUCUAUGGAGAUAUCAAAAUCAAAUUAAUCUCUACAGAAACAUUUUCCGACUACACUGUCAGACAUUUGGAAAUGAAUAAGAAAAAUGAAGGUACGCACCUUUUAAAACAAUAUCAUUUCCACGCCUGGCCAGACAAAGGUGUCCCCGAAGCUCCAUGGAGUCUUUUAAAUUUUGUACAUAGAAUAUCAUCACACACAUCCUCACAUUAUGUUGUUGUCCACUGCAGUGCAGGAGUUGGCCGAACUGGCACAUAUAUAGCUAUUCACAAUGUAUUGAGACAAGCCAGGGAAACGGAAAAGUUGGAGUUUUUCAAAACAGUGACCAAAUUAAGAGAGGACCGAAUUUUGAUGGUUCAGACAGCACUCCAGUAUGAGUUUUUACACAAAGCCGUUCAAGCAGCUUUACUAACUGUUGACAGAACUGUCAGAAUCGAUGAUCUCCGAAACAAGAUGGAAAGAAACGUCUUGAAGCUUGCAGGUAUAGAUGCAGAGUUUAAGGCUCUGUGUAGCGUUUGUAGCAUUGUUAACAGUCAAGGAACAAACGAAUACAACAGGGAAACCCAGGAAGAAGUUUACCAAAAUACACAGCUUUUAUCUCAGCAAGAGAAAAACAGAUUUCCGUCAAUACUACCAAAACGCCAGUACAGACCUCAUCUGGAGAGUGACAAUAAUGUAUACGAAGAUUAUAUUAAUGCUGUGUUUGUACCGGGAUUGAAACAAAAAGAUCAACAUUUCUUGACCCAGUUGCCAAUGCCUGGUACAGUAGAUGACUUCUGGAGAUUGGUUAUACAGUAUAACGUAACACUUAUAGUAGACUUUGAGUUUGAGAAGCAGAAAGAUGAUUCGACUAUUGCCAACUAUAUACCAACUGAACCAAGUAAAGUAUUUCAAACAGAACUGUUUGAGAUAACAAGUCACAGUUACAAACAGACAUUGGUGUGGGAUGAACAAAAGUUGACAGUCUGUCAUGUUGAUCAAACAAAACAGGUCAAGCACGAGGUACUUCACAUCAGAGCUGGCAUUACAGAUUUGAAUACAAAGAAAUGGGUUCAGCUCAUCAAACACCUUCAGGGGUUCAAUGUCACUGGAGGGAAAGUUGCCUUCCUUUGCAGAAAUGGUGCCAGCUUCAGUGGCUUGGCCUGUGCAUUGUGUCUCAUGAUUGAAAAACUGGACACUGAGUCCUGUGUGAAUAUUCCUGUCAUCGUUGGAUCACUCAAGUUUAUAAGACCAGAAGUUAUAGCCUCAGUGGCUGACUACAGACUUCUCUAUGAGGUAUUAGAGAGAUACAGUGAAACAUCCAGCCAAUACACUAACGUAGGGGACAAGUUUCUCAAAGAAAUGUUGUGACUCAGUCUGUGAUAGAACUAUAGUGUUGGGCAAUCUGUUUUAUAUUCUUAGUAAUUUAUUCUUCAUUUUGUAUUUAUAUUAAUGUUGUGUUUUUAUUUUUUAUAAUUGUUCUUUACAUGUAGGCUACAAUGCCAGUUAAUAGAAAUAUAAAAAAAAAAA